AUCAUCCAUCCCCAUACCUCGUUUGCAUCAGAAGAGACGAGAAUCGUCCACCGUUGCUGCUUCAGCUUCAGCGCUUCUCCCUCUCCCUCUGCCCCGUGGUCUGGCUUGCCUUACCCUUGCCCUUGCAGGUCUGUCCGAGGCACUCGGCUCGACUCGCCUGUCUGGACGUGCUUUUGCUGGCCCCCGGGAGUCUGCAAUCAGCGACGAGGAUCAACGCCCGCCCGCGCCGCGCUUGCUAGAGAGGAGAGAGAGAGAGAGAGAGAACGUUUGUGCAGUCUCACCUUCUCCUUCUACGGCAAAGCAACCUCGAGCAGCGAAAGAAGCAGCGCUCACCCUGUCGGAGCGUAUCUAGCCAUCGACAUGCCGCCUAAAAAUAUCGUCGAGGGUCAGAUCUUCAAGGCCACCUACUCGGGCGUGCCGGUGUACGAAUGUAUCAUCAAGGGCGUCGCUGUCAUGCGCCGCCGCGCCGACGGCUGGCUCAACGCGACCCAGAUCCUCAAGGUCGUCGGCCUGGACAAGCCUCAGCGCACGCGCGUCCUUGAGCGUGAGGUGCAGAAGAAUACACAUGAAAAGGUCCAGGGCGGGUAUGGAAAGUACCAGGGGACAUGGAUCCCCUUGGAGUCCGCCAUCAAGCUCGGGCAGCAGUACAACAUCCAGCUGCUGCUCGAGCCCCUCACGUCGUAUGUCCCAUCAGCCGAGUCGCCCCCACCGGCGCCAAAGCACACGGUCCAGUCCGCGAAUCGCAUCAAGAAAGGGCCUUCGGCCGUCGAGAUCUCGGCGCUGGCACGCGCCCGCCGCGAGACUUCCCUCAACUCGGACAGCGACGACGACGACAGCGCCACGCUCGGCUUGCCCGGCGGUGCAGGCGUUGCAGCGGCAGGCGCAGCUGGUAGCGGUGGCGCGCGGCGUCGGGCAGCGAGCGAAGGGAGCAUGUCUCCGAGCCCGAGCGACGUCAGCAGUUCGUCGCGCACGCCGAGCCCGAUUGCGACGGCGCGGCCCAACGUGCCAGAGUACUAUCAGGAGGGCCGUCCACCGAACGGCUCGGCAGCAGCGGCAGCCGGCGGCGGCAGCGGUUUUGCGCCGGGGUCGCGAGGCGUCAUCCCCUACGGCCAAGAUGCGUACGACCGCGUGGCCGGGUAUGGCGUGCGCGAUGAUGACGGGCUGUCGCGCUACGCCGAGAUCAUCCUGGACUACUUUAUAUCAGAGAGCACGACAAUUCCCCCACUGCUCAUCAACCCGCCGCCAGACUUUGACGCGAACAUGUCGAUUGACGACGACGAGCACACGGCGCUGCACUGGGCCUGUGCCAUGGGCCGCAUCCGCGUCGUCAAGCUACUCCUCUCCGCCGGCGCGGAUGUGUUCCGCGUCAACACUAACGGCCAGACAGCGCUGAUGCGCGCGGCGAUGUUCAGCAACAACUACGACUUACGCAAAUUCCCCGAGCUCUUCGAGUUGCUUCAUCGCUCUAUCCUCAACAUCGACCGCAACGACCGCACGGUGUUUCACCACGUCGUCGAUCUCGCGUUGUCGCGUGGCAAGCCGCACGCCGCGCGCUACUACCUCGAAACGAUGGUCACGCGCCUGAGCGAGUACGGCAGCCAGCUAGCCGACAUGCUCAACUUUCAGGACGAUGAGGGCGAAACGCCGCUGACGAUGGCUGCACGCGCGCGCUCCAAGCGCCUCGUGCGCCUUCUGCUCGAGUACGGCGCCGACCCCAAGAUACGCAACAAAGAGGGCAAGAACGCGGAGGACUACAUCAUCGAGGACGAGCGUUUCCGCGCGUCCCCCGGUCGCACCAGCGCCGCAGCCGCCGCCGUCGCUGCUCUCGCAGCCGGAGGGCCAGGCACGGGCGGCAACGGCAGCGUGCCCGUCGCCGCGCUUUGCGGCCUCGAUGGCAGCGGCGGCGCUGGCGCGACGAGCCUGCAUACGUCUGAGGCGGGCCAGCGUGCCGGCGGGCGCGCUGUGCAGCUGAUGGCCAAGCUGCUGCACCAGCUCGCCGACUCGUACGACGCUGAGCUCGGCAGCGCGGACAAACGGCUUUCGCAGGCUGCGAGCCUGCUCGUGCAGAUUCAGGCUGAGGUGCGCGAGAGCGAUCAGGUGCGCCAAGCGCUGCAGCGCGAGGCCGACGACGGCGACCGCGAGAAGGACGCGCUGGCCCAGCUCGAGGCUGAGCUCCGCACGUCUAUCGCCAAGCGCCACGCAGAUGAUAUGGCGCGCAGCUGGGACACUGCGCAGGACCACGUCAAACGCCUCCGCAUCGUUAAUGGACUCCCGGAAGACGCGCUUUUUUCAUCCAGCGCAGCAGCAGGGGGGCAAGGGGCAUCAGGCGGCGACAGCGAGCAAAAAGGCCCUGCGAGCGCGCAGGACCUGCUCGCGCCCGUCGCGGCGGGCAAGCCGUUGCAGGAGCAGCUUGCCGAGCUGCGCCAGCUCGUGUCGGACGCCAAGGCGCGGCACAGCGCGCUUGUGGACCAGUUCGUUGCCAAGGCCAAGGAGCAAGGCACCGGUAAGACCAUGGCCGCAUACCGCCGCCUCAUCAGCGCCGGCUGCGGCGGUAUCGCCUCCGAGGAGGUUGACGCCGUCGUCACGGCGCUGUGCGACCUGCUUGAUGAGAAUGGCAGCGGCAAGUGCGCUGCCCCUGGCGGUGGCAGCUCCUGUGCGGAUGGCACAGGCAAUGCACAGACCCAGGCCGCCGCGGGCGCAAAGGAUGCAGCCGCGAUGCUGCGCGGCGUUGCGGCUGCGUCGAGCAAUCAUUGAUUCGCAAGGCCAUCAAGAACGUAAGCAGAUGGGAUUUGGUGCUGAAGGGCGCGACGAAGACGAGCACGUAGAAACCAGCGUGGAUGCGAUUGUUCCGUGUACAGUAUCAUCAAAUGUUUGUGGCAUGCAAAAAGGGAAUCACAUGAGACGAUGGGUUC
Messenger RNA from Tilletiaria anomala UBC 951, 2912 nucleotides. RefSeq lists its product as uncharacterized. Gene Ontology annotation, cellular component: SBF transcription complex; MBF transcription complex. Gene Ontology annotation, molecular function: protein binding; transcription regulator activity; DNA binding. The record is from RefSeq and is a predicted model, not a curated record. Bases 361 to 2754 code for a protein of 797 amino acids. NCBI's taxonomy places the organism in Eukaryota, Fungi, Basidiomycota, Exobasidiomycetes, Georgefischeriales, Tilletiariaceae. The transcript is spliced from 3 exons.